AUGUCCGAGUCCAAGCUGAAGGCUCUCUUGAAAGAAGUGAACAAGACCUUUGCCACCCUUCCUGCCUUGCUUGCCACUCAUGCGGGUGCACAGAGCAAUGUUAUGCAAGUACCCGGUCCGCCCAUGCCCUCGUCGGAGUGUCUGUCGGCAUGUCCCACGCUUCGGGCUUGGUACGACGAAGAAAGGUGUCUGCGCGAGGAGCCAAAUCUGGUCGCCAAACUGGGCAACAUGUGCGCACAACAGGCUGGCUUGAGAUGUGCACUGGAAACCAGUGCUUGCUUGGGCUUCGUGGGCAACUCCGGCAACAGGUCCAUGUUCAAGUCGAUGCUGACUUGUGCUUGCGAUACAUGCCCUGGCACCGCCAAGUCCUUCGAGGGCGCAAUGGCCCGCGCCUUCGACGACUCUCAUCUGGACCUAGCAUGUCCUAUGAUUGCCACCGUGAAGUGCUUGUUGCAUGGUGCCGCCUGCGCUGUGCUCGCGCCUCCACUGAUGCAGCUAGAAGCGAGCUUCGACCAACUGGCUGCCAAGUGCUCCAGCUCUGGGAAGCUCACAGACUUCGCCACGCCCUACACCUACCACAGCCGAGAGAACGAGCAGCUCGAUGACGAGUGGCCGCAACUGCCGGUGAGAGCCGUUGACUUGUCCCACUGUCCGCCGGUGCCCGGGCGCGUUCGGAAGGUGAAGAUCGCCUUGCCAGGACAAAAGGUCUUGGCGCCGAAGAACGUGACGCUUGCUGUUUUCCAUCGUGCAGUCAGUCAGGCUGAGCUCUUUGUGCGUGCUGCCGUGGAGCUGCCGCCGUUUCGUCGUUUGGGCGACGGCGUUUUUGAAGUCAGCCUGACCUCCAGCCUACCUUUCCUUGCAGGGGACUGUUUGGGUUGGUCCCAUGGACGCGGGACUUUUGGCUUCGCUUUUGCCGGGAGGCAAGAGACCUACGAAGUGGCCAUGCUGGCCUUUCAUACGAGGAUGGAAAUGGUCUCCACUUGGCAGCCUUGGCACUGGUACAAAACCUUUCCCAGACAGUACUUUGUGGAACUCGAGCUCGUCUAUACUCUGGACCCUUUUGACUGCUGGAAGACAACCUGGAGAUCGGCGCAGCGGUCGCUAGCAUCUUUGCAUCCAGCAGCACGUCGCCCGCUUCUGCCUUCUCGCAUCUCUUGCUGCCACAUAAGUGCAGAGUUCCGCCCGAAGUGCUUCGGGGUAGUGCAGCAGACGAAGCAGUCUGCUUCGGAGCCUCAGCAUUACGUUUGGUAUCAUCCAAAUAACUGCUGUGGCUCACAGCCGCUUCUGGCUAACGUACAACGACACAUACGCUGCGAGCUUCCGCGACAGAAGGCGUGGAGAGUCGCCAUCGCGCAAGCCGUUGUUGAUUCUUCACGCUGCUGUCGGCCCGGAGCGCAAAAACCUUUCGAGUGUUCUUCUGGUCGCUGGCUUCGCGCACGCCUGUCGCGGUCCUCUGCCUGCCCAGCUGGCGCAGCACUUCUGCAAACAUCUUGCAAGAUCAUCCGGAAAGCUCUUCAGCGAACGGAUCAAGCACAGUUUACUCUUCGAGACGUGGGACACCAUGACAAGCAUUGCAGCAUCUACGGACAUGACGGCGCUGCAUGCUGCUUGGUACAGGUCUGCAAAACAGAUAUGUCGGGACUCAGGUGUUUGGCCUGCCUGCUUGCAGAAGUGCCCUGGGGCUUUUGGUCGAGAAGCCAACGAUUGCUUCUGGCCCGCUUGCUGCAUCAACUUCCCACUGAAAGUACAGCAAAUCUUCGUCCCGCUUUUACUUUUACGAAUUCGUUGCAUGUGCACAACACCUUUCUUCAAGUGCUGGACGCAGGCCAGGAUGUGCCUGCCAAAGAACCGGCUGGUGUCAGUGACCUUGCCAAAGUCUUGCAAGCGCUGGCAACUGCCCCCUUGCAGUUGCCCUUUGGCUCACACGGAGCCACCCAGACCCAAAUUCCAGACGAGGCCCUCUGCUCUGGCCGGCCAGAAGCACGCCUGGCGACUUCCGUGGCACCCGUACCAACGUGUGGCCUUGCUGUGGCAACUUUCAUUUCAUUCUAUCAGAAACGCUCACCCAAUGAGCUGCCGGAGUCGUGCUGUCCAGCACAGGGUUGGCCUUCCCUGGUGCGGGCCGCCAGUGAAGGCGGUCACCUAUCUCGUUGGCCAACUGCUGCAUUUGCUCUGUGCCUCCUCUGUGAGUUGUCGAAACAUCUGGAUGCCGAAAGGGUGAUGGUCUUGGACAGGAUGGUUGACCACUACCUGUCUUGCCCAGAACGUGGCAUCUGCCCGUGGCAGGAGAGGACGUGUGGCUACGAACUAUGGACACCGGUUCUCUGUGGCAUUCGCGCUUCGAUGUCACAUUCUCGCACGAAUCGUACUGCGCCCGAGCCCGUUCCCACUAUACGCAGGGAAGCCAAAAGCCAUACCGAGACCAUGCGCCAUCUCAUAGCAGGAGGUUCGCUGAUGCGAUUCAACGAUGGUGAGCAGCUCCAGCUGAACUCAGAAGUAAAUGGCCCUCUGGCGAGAUACACCGAUACGUUCAUUCGGCUCAGCUUUUCUGUGCAAGCACGCUGCCCCGGGCUCUGUGUUGGCAUUAUCCACCCUGACGACAACUCAACUCUCGCGGCUCUCGGCCAAACUCAUCUGGAUUGGUGGCAGACGGCAGGUUUGCCAAACACCCGAGCACUUUUCAGAUCUGGAUUGCUGCCGGACCAAAGUUAUUGCUUCGGCAUGGUGAACUACAGGCCGAAAGCGGGCCCGGAGGCCAUGACCCUCGCGGAGUUUCAAGCGCAAUGGGAAGAGGUCUUUGCCAACAAGACCGUGCUCAUUGUCGCUGCACUCGACUAUCUGUUCAUCCGGCGAUGCGGCGGUUGCAGGCAAAUCUCCAGUUUGCUGCUCGGGCACGGAGCGAAGGUGCCACCUUACUCCAGAUCUCGCGAGGUGCUCGCCUUGAACCCUGACCUCGUGGGCUUUGAGCCGCCUCUUGGGUCUGCUUGGUCCGGAGUGGUGAAGGCAACCUUGGCGGCUGUCGCGCAGGCCCAGGCAGACGUGGUGGCUGUGAGCUGGGGCACCUCUGCCGACCUCCUGGUUGCAGAGCUCGCUUGCCGCGGCACACAGGCGAUCGACGUGGGAAACCUGGGCUCCAUCCUGGAAGGUGGUUCUACGGCACAGUCCGUCGACCCGGAUGAGUUCGAGCGUGCGAGCUGA
Symbiodinium sp. CCMP2592 is the source of this 3198-nucleotide messenger RNA. NCBI's taxonomy places the organism in Eukaryota, Dinophyceae, Suessiales, Symbiodiniaceae. The record is from the annotation of a GenBank genome assembly.